This is a messenger RNA of Cynoglossus semilaevis (tongue sole), 2068 nucleotides long. RefSeq names its product refilin B (gene rflnb). Gene Ontology annotation, molecular function: filamin binding. Gene Ontology annotation, biological process: negative regulation of bone mineralization involved in bone maturation; actin filament bundle organization; negative regulation of chondrocyte development. Gene Ontology annotation, cellular component: actin filament bundle. Bases 411 to 1022 code for a protein of 203 amino acids. The record is from RefSeq and is a predicted model, not a curated record. Lineage: Eukaryota; Metazoa; Chordata; Actinopteri; Pleuronectiformes; Cynoglossidae. The transcript is spliced from 3 exons.
CUGUGUUGUGUUUGUGGACGUGAAAACUCCUGGUGGAAGAAGGAGUUUGAAGAGGAGCCGCGGGACUGUCACGUCCCAGAUUUCUGACUGCUUUACAGCUUUAUUAUAGCGUAGACAACAGCUGUGGGCCAGGUUCUUGAACGCCGAUGCAAAAAAAAGAAAGAAAAAAAAAACUUUUGCGUGUUUUAAGGACAUUAACUGGAAUACUGUGCAGCGGUAAAUGAGCAAUUUGCAGGCGGGUCCAGUCGGGGGUGCUGCUCGGCAGGAAGUCCGCCGGUGUGACUGCGUGGAUAUUUGAAAACCAAACAGAUCUAAAAGACAGCCCUGAACCUGGAAGACAAAUAAAGACAGACGCUCCUCUUCCGUAGCCUGCGUGUUACACGGUGGAUUUCGUAACUUUUUCUCUGGAAAUGGUAGGCAGGUUGAACUUGCCAAAUGUAUGUGAAGGAGAGCCGCUGGAUAUGAGCUGCAGGGCUGACAGAGGACUCGACAGCCCGGACUCGGGUUUACCCCCGAGCCCCAGCUCUUGGCUGCUGCAGCCGCCUGUGUGUGCGGACAAAACCAGAGGUGUCAGCCCGCUGUCUGAGGACGAAGGUCGGGGUACCCUGUUUCCAGUUGUACCCUCUGGAGCCGUUCCACUGCUUCAGACAUUGUCUUUUGGGGAGGGCAUAUCCCUGGAUCCGUUACCACCGAAACAAAUGAGAUACACCGCGUCGGUGCAUUACAAUUCGGACCGCCACUUCAUCCAGAAGGUGGACCUGCAGCCGUCGGGCCGCGGCCUUGAAAGCUGCAGGCAGACUAUCGUGGCCGUGCCCCACAGCACCUGGCGCCACUACAAAACACAGCUGGAUUUCCAGCCUCGCCAGCAGCUGCAGCGCUUCGGGAGCACCACCAUCAUCUACCCGAAGAAAACGAGCGCCGUUUUCACCACGGAGCUGAGCUACGACUGCCACCGGCUGUCCAGACGUUUCCUCUCCAGCGUGGAGCUGGAGGCGGCUGGCCACAGGAAGCUACCUCAGUAAGGAUGGGGCCAGGUGGCAGGGAACCAGCAACGGUGAUCAUUCCCCAUGACCCUGUGUACGCCGUUUCCUCCGACGGCUGGCUGUCACUAACCUGCUGUGCUGUAUGUUUGCAGUUGUGUAGCUUUUAAUCCUUUUUUUUUAAAGAACGAUCUAAGCUGUGGACAGAGUGCAUUUGUGGUGUGAUGUUACUGAUUACAGAAGGUGCAUUUAGGUCCUCUUUGAACCGAUCUGUCCUUUGGGAGCGCAUAGUACAAUUUGUAACUUGUUACAGUACUUUUUCUUAAAAAAAUAGUUUUAUUGUUGCUCUUAGUUCUGGUUCUAACUUACAUGGAAAGAGAUGAGGUAAGUGCACGUCAGUGCUGGUUGUUAUUUGGAACUAAACUAGGAAUUAAAGCAGUGAGGCUUGUUUGGUUUCAUAGAAGUUCAUUGUAAGAGAAAAUGUUCUUCAAACAAAGGCUUUAAAGCAAGUGGUUUGUAGGAAGAGAGUGAGUGUGGGUGUGGUGUUUAAGGACAUGCUGAAAAAUCACAAACUUAUCUACAGAGGUGACUGGAAGGCUUAUCCGCAUUAUUAUUAUUAUUUUUGUAUUGGUUUCUGCACAAUAUGUCACUAGUUAAGCUCUUCCUCAGCCUUUUUCCCCCCCACCCUCCUCCCACUUUACAGCUGUGAUUUAUCAUGUAUUGUUGUACAUUUCACGUAUUUAAGGGAACAUCUCUGGCGAUCACAAAUUGUUUGCUGAAAAAAGGCUCGGAUCAAAAGCUGAGAGUUUUUUGAUCGAGACUGAGGUGUUCCCCGUAAAGGUUGAUUUUUAUCUUUCACUGGCUUAUGUCGGGAAUAACGAGCUGCAUUCCACUGCUAUCACUUCUUGGCUGGAUUGGAAUUUUUAUUUAUUCUGUCGAAGUUUUAGGAUGUAGUUUUUUUCAGCUAUGUAAUAAAGCUCAUGGAAAUAUUUGUGAGGCCCAGUGUGGCUUAUGGAUCUGUUGAUGCUUUUUUUUUUUUUUUACUUUUCCAGUGCCUGUUUGAAAUAAAGUAUUUGGUAUUUUAUCAA